GAUUUUUGUUUUUCGUCUUGCCCACAUAUCAAGUUUUUCAUAAGAUAUAGAAAUGGGCAAACCAAAGAUUAUUGAGGAGCAUCAUAUCGAUGAGGAUUCGUCUCAGUAUUCUCAAAAAGAAGGCUCCGAUGUCCCCUCGAUCAACGACAGCGCAGCGGCACAUGCAACCCGACCUGCGAAGAGGAGACGAGUAUCUAUGUCAUCGAAUGAUUCAGACGACUCAACCACAGAAAAUUAUACUCCAAUUGCGCCUUUACCAACUCUGUCCCGUAUAAAGAAGAAGAGCAAUGUAACAUCCAGUUCAAAUAUACCUCAGAUUGAAGAGCCGGUCUCAAGUCGAGAUGCGCGAGACAUUGGCCUGCAGGUAACUGAUUCGACCUUUGCAAAUCUCAAUGUCGCUCCAUGGCUAGUCAAAUCUCUGUCUACGAUGGCAAUUCGACGACCCACAGCUAUUCAGAAAUCUUGCAUUCCCGAGAUCUUGCAGGGAAAGGAUUGCAUUGGUGGUAGUCGAACUGGUUCCGGAAAGACGAUUGCAUUUGCAGUCCCAAUUCUACAGAAAUGGGCUGAAGAUCCAUUUGGCAUUUUCGCCGUUGUAUUGACGCCUACUCGUGAACUCGCACUCCAAAUUUUUGAACAAUUCAAGGCAAUUUCGGCCCCGCAGAGUUUGAAACCAGUUCUCAUCACAGGCGGCACUGACAUGCGGCCUCAGGCAAUCGCACUCUCCCAACGACCUCACGUUAUCAUUGCUACUCCCGGACGUCUAGCAGAUCAUAUUCGUACAUCAGGAGAAGACACCAUAGUGGGGUUGAAUCGUGUUCGAAUGAUAGUUAUGGACGAAGCUGAUAGACUACUGACAAGCGGCCAUGGAAGCAUGCUUCCAGACGUCGAGACCUGUUUAUCUGCACUACCGCCCUCAAGCGAACGGCAGACUCUCCUGUUUACUGCUACAGUCACACCCGAAGUCCGCGCUCUGAAGUCAGUGCCACGCCCGGCCAAUCGUCCUCCCAUUCAUGUAACCGAAAUUGGCACAGAAAAUAUUGCUCCCAUUCCGCCAACCCUCAAACAAACAUACCUCCAGGUACCCAUGACACAUCGCGAAGCUUUCCUUCAUGUCCUACUCUCAACAGAAGGAAAUUCCUCCAAACCAGCCAUUAUCUUCUGCAACCGUACAAAAACUGCAGACCUUCUCGAGCGGAUGUUACGCCGGCUCUCUCACCGUGUGACAUCCCUUCAUAGCCUUCUACCGCAAUCAGAACGAACGGCCAACCUUUCCAGAUUCCGGGCUAGUGCAGCACGUCUACUGGUAGCUACGGACGUGGCUUCUCGUGGUCUCGAUAUCCCCAAUGUCAGUCUUGUCAUCAAUUUCGACGUUCCCCGCAAUCCUGACGACUAUGUCCAUCGUGUGGGUCGUACGGCUCGUGCUGGGCGAACCGGUGAAUCGGUGACUUUAGUCGGUCAGCGAGACGUGCAGCUCGUGUUAGCAAUUGAGAAGAGAGUUGGCAGGCAGAUGGUCCAGUGGGAAGAGGAAGGUGUCAGUGUUGAAUCGCGGGUAGUCAAAGGUGGUGUAUUGAAAGAGGUCGGAGAGGCCAAGCGGGAUGCUGCUAGGGAAAUUGACGAGGGCCGCGAUAUCCUAGGACGACGUACGAAUAAGCUAAAGAAAGUUCGUUGAUGUUCUAAAUUUACCAGUAUAUAGGAAUGAUACCCACGUUAUCUAGUUGAC
Molecule: messenger RNA, 1720 nt
Organism: Talaromyces stipitatus ATCC 10500
Lineage: Eukaryota; Fungi; Ascomycota; Eurotiomycetes; Eurotiales; Trichocomaceae
Product: ATP dependent RNA helicase (Dbp8), putative
Exons: 2
Coding region: 53-1669 (538 amino acids)
Molecular function (GO): ATP binding; nucleic acid binding; RNA helicase activity
Source: RefSeq, a predicted model, not a curated record